This is a messenger RNA of Entrophospora candida, 2069 nucleotides long. Lineage: Eukaryota; Fungi; Glomeromycota; Glomeromycetes; Entrophosporales; Entrophosporaceae. The record is from the annotation of a GenBank genome assembly.
AUGGAUUUAGUUGAACCAGAAAUUGGUGCAAGUAUAUUAAGAAACACUGAUUAUCCAUUACAUCUGGGUUAUAUUGGUAUCCAAAUUGGUACUGGAACUUUAUGUAGGAAACUUAUGGAAGUGUUGGAGGAAAAUAUGGCAAAAUCAUUGUUUUCAAUUGUUUCAGCAGUCCAAUCAGAAUUAGAAGAGGCUUCAGAAUCUUAUGUUGCUGAAACCAUUGACAGCAUUAAACAUAAUUUCAAAGACUUUGCACAUUCUUUUGGAAAACCUCAAGUUAGAAAUGAAGUACGUGCUAUGUUAGAGCAGAGAGUGCUAGAUCUUUGUGCAGAGUUGUAUUGGACAGAUAAAAGGAUUGUUGACUUGCCAAAAACACCGCCCGAUGAUCUUUAUUGGCAAUAUAAACUUGACAUGAGUUCUGCCACACUUACUAAAAGCGGUAUAGGAAGAACAAGUACUCAAUUAGUAGUAGAUGUAUUAAUGGCAAAUAUGGAGAAAUUAGCAUCAAUGGAACCACUGAAUCAUCACCCAGAUACUAGUAAAAAAGUGCUUAAUUUUAUUGAAUGUAAUGAACGAGAAUGGGCUGAAGGUUUAAAGAGAUCGAUUUUACUUGUAGAAAAAGAAUUAGAGUAUUGUGAUAAUGUCUUACAACAAAUCAAAAAUACUGUAGAUGGAGAAAAAGAACCAGCUAAACGUGCAAAUUUUAAGGCAAAAGAAGGUUCUGUUACAGAAAUCAACAAGGAAGUCACAAUCACCCAUAAUAUACCAUCAGCAUCCAAUAAAGUUUAUGUGGAAUUUUUAAGAACCAAUUUAUUGGAGGAUUUUUUUACUGCUGUUAAAUUUUUCAAAUAUUUUCAAUUUAUGUUUUCACAAAAGAAACAUGUGGAGGAAGCUUUAUUUAAAGCUUUAAAAACUGUUGCCUCAGAAAAUGGUGUUCUAGCCAAGAAAGCAAAAAGCUUUUUAGCUGUUCUUGAUGAACAUAUUCAUUCUGCACCCAUACAGCAAUUUUGGUAUAGUGUUUAUAGUGUUUAUCUACAAAAUGAGAAAAAUAAAAGUCGUACUGCACAAGCUCUACUGCAAGAACAAGAGAUACAGGAAACAUGUCAUAUAAAGUCUAAUGUGUUGAAGGAGCAUAUAAUUGAGAGUGAUCAAGUAUUAUUAAAAAAAAGACGAAAUACGAGUGAUCUUAAAGAAACUAAUACAAAAUUUCUUCAACAAAAGAGACUCAGAAGCUAUUCACCAGUUUAUUAUGAAGAGAGUUCAUCAUCCGACUCAGAGAUCGUACCUAUUUCUCUUAUAAAUGUUUUUUGUGAAAUUUCUGAUAAAUCUGAGAAGAAUCUAGACAAGACAGCUGAAUUAGAAACAUCUUCAGCAUUAACAAAGGAGAUGUGUAUCUUGGCUGGUGAAAAAUUAAUUCAUAAUGGCAUAAACGUGCUAGACUUUACUCACUCAACAAAUGAGAUUAAAAAAGGACCACUUUCUAUUGGCGUAAUAAAUAUCCACAAUGCUGAUUGUACCAAAUAUUUACCUGAUGACUUUAAAAAAUAUAUUGUAAAUCAGCUACAAGACCCCGAAAUCAAGGCUAUAAAAUUUUCAAAUGGAAGAACUAUUAAUAAGCUUCAUGUUGAUUGUGAGGAAGAAGUGUUGCAAUUCCUGGAUAAGUUCGAUCAUGUAAUGAAUUUGGAGUCUUUGGGAAAACAUCUGGACAAAAAUUCAAUCAGUUAUUUUUCUGCAUCAAAUGAUCUGAUAUAUGUUCAGAACCUCUUUCACUACUUCUACUUUUUAUAUAAAAACAACAUCUUGCUUCAACCUAUGUCCGAACACGAGUUUAACGCAUAUAUUUGGACCCCCUUAUUAAGAAAUGCGUUUCUGGAAAAAACAGAUAUGAAAUUAAGUUACAGAGAAUUGGCCUCGAGAUCAUAUAAUAAAUUAAAAGAAAUCUUAAAUGUUGCUGGAAAUAGUGGCCCAAAGCUUGACAGAAAGGGAUUUUUGAAAUCAUUAGGUACUGAAGUAUUAGCACAAGAGGACGGAGUCCUUAAUAUGCAUGGCAAGAGAACCAGCAAUCUUAAAAA